Trypanosoma theileri is the source of this 1764-nucleotide messenger RNA. Its product is annotated as putative calmodulin. NCBI's taxonomy places the organism in Eukaryota, Euglenozoa, Kinetoplastea, Trypanosomatida, Trypanosomatidae. Gene Ontology annotation, molecular function: calcium ion binding. Bases 1 to 1764 code for a protein of 587 amino acids. The transcript has a single exon. The record is from RefSeq and is a predicted model, not a curated record.
AUGCGGUACGCGGUAGAAUCAUACAGAUUGAGUUGCACUCAUUUGAGUUCAGAGGAUCUGCGUUUUCUGCGGGAUAGUUUUAUCCGACUCGACACAGAUGGGGAUGGACUCGUAGGGUUACAAGAUCUCCACUCAAUAUUCGGUGAAGAAAUACUGGGAAUGUGUGUAGAGAGUGAUAUGACAUUUGAUUUGGAAUCGUAUCUUCAGCACUUUUCAAAGUACAUUGAUGCAGUGAAGCGGCUGGUGACUCCGGUACGUAUCGAGUUGUCAGAUGAUGAAAUACUGCUGCUUGAGUCAUCAUUUGAAAACAUAGAUUUAAAUAAUGAUGGUUUCAUUGAUGAAGAGGAACUCUGCAAUGCACUUAUGGAAUGCCUGGGUGAUUGCGGUGAUGGUACUUCCACUUUGUGGCUUACGGGAGUUAUUAUGUCACAGGCUGACCGUGAUGCCGAUGGAAGAAUUUCUUUUUCAGAGUUCAUCCUCGCACUACAAGAGGACAAUGGCGUAUUUCCGCAGCAACUCAUUACUCUUCCAUUGAGUUACCGUGAGACGCGAAGUCAACUGAAGGUUUCCAAAAAUGGUAGUAGUAAUGCUGCGAUGAUACCGUUCCACCAAUGCUUCUCGCCAUAUGAAGUGUUUCUGAUGCUGUGUGCUAUAGAUGUAAUGGCAAGCGAAAACCCAAUAGUGAGUGUCAGACAAUUUUCUGCUCUUCUUUUAGAGGAGUUUCAAAGAUCAUGUGAUCUUCUUCAUUAUACACUGAAAGAGUUGGUGUUACAUCUCUCUCGAAGGUCACUUCUAUUGGCUCCAUACAUUUUCUCUAUAGGCAGUAUAGAUUGCAAAAGGUUUUCUGAGAUAGUUGUGGCGGAUCCCAACAAGAUGCUGUUAACUGUGCCCUCUAUUCUUUGCCGUUUGGAAUCUUCAAUGCGUUCUCUAACAAAUUUUCCAUAUGAUGUUGGUCAACGUCUUAUUUUACUUCUUUUAGAACUUAACCCGGAAUGCGUUGAAGUAUGGCAACUUGAAGAACUACCUCAACGAUUAAAAAAUGUUUUUCCUGAAUUAAAUGAAACAGAAUUGUGGACCAUAAUUAGGAGUUGUACUACAGCUGCAGAAGUAGCAUAUAAUCAGGGCUUUUCUUUGCAACGGUUAGUACGCCGACUCACUAUUCGGUACUCUAUAUUGCCACGUGAUUACACAGGGAAGACUUGGCGACGUUUGGGUCCAUUAGAGCGAAGCCAAAUACGCUCCAAUCUGCUUCAUACAGACAUAGAGAGUUGGUAUAGCAUGACCUCUGAAGAAGUCCGUGAGUUAAUAAUGAGAGAUUUACUCAAAUCAGAUGUCUUUUGGGACCAGGAACAUGUGGCUUUGCUUGUGGCAUCCUGCGUAGAAUCAAUGGUGUUUUCGCAGAAGUUAUCUCCCAAUGAGUUGCGUGUAAUAAUGGCGCAGGAGAUGUGGCCACCCUCGGGUAACAUGAUGGAUGAACCCUCUAGAAUGAAAAUUGCAACUAAAAUGACAGAGUUAAACCUAGGAUGUGAGGGAUUGCAUGUAGUCCGAAAUACCAUCUGCCAACUAGAUACCUUUGGCACCGGUAUAAUUGAUGAAGAAUUAUUAUUACCAACUCUUUACAAUGUUAUAAAAGAAUUAAAAUCUCAAUGGGAAAAUGUACAGAUCGAUAGAGCAGUCUGUGACGCUGUCUUGGCUUGUGAGGCCAUGGAGGAUGGUCAGUCUGUGAAUUGCAGUGAACUCUUAAAAUAUUUGUUACCGAAUUAA